GUAUUCGAGCUACCAUAUUACAACACCCGCCAACAUGUUGCUCGCAAGACUCCUCCUGCUGCCAUUUGCGGUCGCAUCGACCGUCACGCUCUAUGUCUCGUCCGUCCCUGCCUCGGAAGGCACCGCAGUCAUCCCAUCGGCAAUUCCCCUCGCACAGAUCGAGUACGAUGCAGACCAAUCCGUUGGCACAUUAACCUCAUAUGCACCACCGACUGGCUCCUACUCUGAAGAACACCUCCUUCGCGUUGGGCUCACAGACCCCAAGACUGGAUCUUGGCGGGGCAUCGUCACGUCAGCGGCCAGCUUCGCGGACCAAUACCACAAGAAGUUCAUUGUGCACGUUGAUGAGAACGGCGAGCCGUACCACGUGGGGUUCGGAACAAGCGCAAAGGGGAGCGGAGAGGAGGUCGAAGUCGAGAUUGUGAAGAGGAACCAGGGUCCCAAGCCGGUGCUGAACAAGCCUAUCGUGCUGAAUGCUGAGGGCAAGCUGGAGAGCAAGGAGCCUGAGAAGACGUUCUUGCAGAAGUACUGGUGGGCCAUUGCCAUUUUUAUUGUGGUACAGCUUGUAUCAAGCGGAGGAGAGGGAAAAUAGAUAAUGCGAGAAAAGACACUGAUGGAUCGAAUCUACACUUGGCCGCUACCUCACUUCACUUCAGCACGAUCUUGUAUGCGUCAAGCUUGUCGACAAGCUCACUACCCAUAACACCAUGGAUAUAGCAUUCGGUCACGAGUCUGUGCCGCUCACUGUCUACAGGUGCUAAAAUGGAGGGAAACAUAGCCCCAAGAAAGAUACAGCAAACAUCGCCAACUCUAAUAGGCUCGCCUUGUGCAAGUGCCACCCUUCCGUACUCUGUC
This is a messenger RNA of Macroventuria anomochaeta, 855 nucleotides long. RefSeq lists its product as uncharacterized. NCBI's taxonomy places the organism in Eukaryota, Fungi, Ascomycota, Dothideomycetes, Pleosporales, Didymellaceae. The record is from RefSeq and is a predicted model, not a curated record. The coding region runs from base 35 to 592 and encodes 185 amino acids. The transcript has 2 exons.